CAUGGCAGACUACUUGAUCAGCGGAGGCACAGGUUAUGUUCCUGAAGAUGGUUUAACAGCACAACAACUCUUUUCUAUUGGUGAUGGACUUACAUACAAUGACUUCUUGAUCCUCCCUGGUUUCAUAGACUUUACUUCUGAUGAGGUGGAUUUAACCUCUGCAUUAACAAGGAAGAUAACCCUGAAGACACCUCUUAUUUCAUCUCCCAUGGAUACAGUCACAGAGUCUUCCAUGGCCAUCGCCAUGGCAUUGAUGGGUGGGAUUGGAAUAAUUCAUCAUAACUGUACACCUGAGUUCCAGGCCAAUGAGGUGCGCAAAGUGAAGAAAUUUGAGCAAGGCUUCAUUACAGACCCAGUGGUAAUGAGUCCCAGACACACAGUGGGGGACGUUUUUGAGGCGAAGAUACGCCAUGGAUUCUCUGGGAUCCCUGUUACAGAGACCGGCAAGAUGGGCAGCAAGCUGGUCGGCAUAGUCACCUCCAGAGACAUAGACUUUCUGUCUGAGAAGGACCAUGACAGACCCCUAGAGGAGGCAAUGACAAAAAGGGAAGAUUUAGUGGUUGCACCUGCUGGAGUCACACUAAAAGAGGCUAAUGAUAUACUACAACGUAGCAAAAAAGGGAAGCUCCCCAUAGUGAAUGACAGUGAUGAGCUGGUUGCCAUCAUUGCUCGGACUGAUUUGAAGAAGAACAGAGAUUAUCCUCUGGCUUCCAAGGACUCCCGCAAACAGUUGCUAUGUGGAGCUGCUAUUGGUACGAGGGACGACGACAAAUACAGACUGGACCUCCUCAUGCAGGCUGGGGUGGAUGUGGUCGUCCUGGAUUCCUCACAGGGAAACUCAGUGUAUCAAAUCAACAUGAUAAACUACAUCAAACAGAAAUAUCCUGAACUACAGGUAGUUGGAGGAAAUGUGGUGACAGCUGCUCAGGCUAAAAACCUCAUAGAUGCCGGUGUGGAUGCACUGAGGGUGGGGAUGGGAUGUGGCUCCAUCUGUAUCACCCAGGAAGUGAUGGCUUGUGGACGGCCCCAAGGUACAUCCGUGUACAAAGUUGCAGAGUAUGCUCGGCGUUUUGGAGUGCCAGUAAUCGCUGAUGGAGGCAUUCAGACUGUUGGACAUGUGGUGAAGGCACUGGCCUUGGGAGCAUCUACAGUGAUGAUGGGGUCACUGCUCGCAGCAACCACUGAAGCUCCAGGAGAAUAUUUCUUUUCAGAUGGUGUGCGUCUGAAAAAGUACAGAGGAAUGGGCUCCUUGGAUGCAAUGGAGAAAAAUAACAGUCAGAAACGCUACUUCAGUGAGGGAGAUAAAGUGAAGGUGGCUCAAGGUGUCUCAGGAUCAGUGCAAGAUAAAGGCUCCAUCCAUAAGUUUGUUCCUUACCUCAUCGCUGGUAUCCAACACGGCUGUCAAGACAUAGGAGCUAAGAGUUUGUCCAUUUUACGGUCGAUGAUGUAUUCUGGAGAGCUGAAGUUUGAAAAGAGAACCAUGUCUGCUCAGAUGGAAGGAGGAGUCCACGGCUUGCACUCUUAUGAAAAGCGGCUUUACUGAGGGGGGAGGAAGAGGAAACACUCGAUCAGGACCUAGCGUCCCGACCCCAGCAGCUAUGAGCAGAUGCACUGGGCGCAUGUGAUCAAACCACAAACACAAUGCUGUUGUCGUUGCACAACAUCCACACCCUCUCUUGUUCUUGUCUGUCUGAUCUCUGACCCCUUCAAAGAUAGAUGAAACAGCACACUGUAGUGAUGUGGGUAUAAAGUUCAAAAGCGAGUCAGCGGGUUCAUGUCCAUUACAUGAGCUCUUUAUCUGUCUUUAUCCUUCUGUUGCCAUGGUGUAGUGGGGGUAAUGUAAUUAACGGUGCAGUGUGUAACAUUCAGGAGGAUCUAUUGGCAGAAAUUGAAUAUUUACAGGUCUGUUUUCAUUUUUUUUCUCGUUAUUUUAGAAUGAGCUGUUUUUAUCUACAGAGGGAGUGGGUCCUCUUCU
Morone saxatilis (striped sea-bass) is the source of this 1975-nucleotide messenger RNA. Its product is annotated as inosine-5'-monophosphate dehydrogenase 1a. The transcript is spliced from 14 exons. NCBI's taxonomy places the organism in Eukaryota, Metazoa, Chordata, Actinopteri, Moronidae. Gene Ontology annotation, molecular function: IMP dehydrogenase activity. Gene Ontology annotation, cellular component: cytoplasm. Gene Ontology annotation, biological process: GTP biosynthetic process. The record is from RefSeq and is a predicted model, not a curated record. Bases 2 to 1543 code for a protein of 513 amino acids.